AUGGAAGCCUCUUCCUCCUCUCCUCCUCCUCCUCCUCCUCGACCACAACCCGGCUGCGACAUGGAAAUCCACCAUCCUCCGGUCACCAGCGAUUGGGACUGGGGUGAUCUGUUGGACUUCACCGUAGACGAUCAAUUCCCUUUAUCUUUUGACACUGUUGGUGACGUCACCCAAACUAUUGACAAUCCAACGUCAGAAAUUGAGUCUCAACAUGUUCAAGUUCCUGUUUCUGAUCGGGUAAGGAAGCGAGACCCGAGAUUGACUUGCUCCAACUUUCUGGCGGGUCUGAUACCGUGUGCAUGUCCGGAGAUGGAUGCAUUAUUACUAGAGGAAGAGUCAGCUAUGCCUGGAAAGAAACGGGUGAGAGUUGCUCGGGCUGGGUGGAGUAUUGCUAGGUGUCAAGUGCCGGGUUGUGAAGUGGAUAUUAGUGAACUCAAAGGGUACCAUAGAAGACACAGGGUUUGUUUAGGGUGUGCUAAUGCUACUGCCGUUGCACUUGAUGGGCAAACUAAAAGAUACUGUCAACAGUGUGGCAAGUUUCAUGUGUUAUCGGAUUUUGAUGAAGGGAAAAGGAGUUGUAGAAGGAAGUUAGAGAGGCAUAAUAAUAGGAGGAGAAGGAAGCCAGCUGAGUCUAGUAAAGGUGGUGCAGGUGAUAAGGAAGUCCAAGGGGAUUUGCCAACUGAAGAUACUACUUGUGAUGCUGAAGCUGAGAAAAAAGAUGGUAUGUGCUCCAGUGGUCAGAUGGUGGAGAAAGAAGGUUUGGUUGAGUCUGAAGACGGACAUAAUUCAAACUUGCACUCUGAUCCUAAUUCUCAAAAUGUUAAUAGUGACAGUGGAGUAUCUUUCACUGUUUCCGGGGAUGCACAAAUUGAUGGGGGAAAAGAUGAUUCCAAAUUUUCAAUUUCUCCCUCACAUUGUGACAAUAAGAGUACUUACUCAUCCAUGUGCCCGACAGGUCGGAUCUCAUUCAAGCUUUAUGAUUGGAAUCCAGCAGAAUUCCCUAGAAGGCUUCGACACCAAAUAUUCCAAUGGUUGGCCAGUAUGCCUGUUGAGUUGGAGGGAUAUAUUCGGCCGGGAUGCACUAUCCUGACUGCAUUUAUUGCGAUGCCAACAUUUAUGUGGGUGAAGUUAUUUGAAGAUCCUGUGUCAUAUUUGAACAACCUUCUUGGUAGUGGAAAAAUGCUGUCUAAAAAGGGCCGUAUGCGUGUUUAUCUGAAUAACAUGAUCUUCAAUGUCACAGAAGAUGGAAAUUCCGUGAAGAAAGUCAAUGUGGAAGGGCAUGCCCCAAGACUUCACUAUGUUCAUCCUACAUGUUUUGAGGCUGGAAAGCCCAUAGAGUUUGAUGUUUGUGGAAGCUUUGGUUUUUGUAUUCCUCCUGAUGAUAAUAGCCUUGCUGCUCAGCUCCAAGCCAAAAACAUACAAGUUGCAUGCUGGAGUUCCCUUGAGCAUCUCUACCAUAUCUUGCGCAUGAUUAUUGUCGUUGCGUUACCACAAGUUCAUACCAAAGGAGGUUCAGGUCUUAACCAUCAGUUGUACAAAAUACUCACUAGUUGUAUUGAACCUAAUCUCUUAGGUCCGGCAUUUAUUGAGCGUCGUGUGUGCUUUUUGCCCAUUCGUUUUCCUUUUCUGGAAGUAAAAUCAAUUUGUUCUGAGAUGCCAAAAUACCACCUGGAGGCUGAGGUUGAGAAUGAGAGUGGCUUAUCAAACUUUAUUCCUGUACUUAUUGGGGACAGAGAAAUUUGUUCUGAAAUGAAAAUAAUUCAGCAAAGAUUAGAUGCAUCUCAUUCAUUUGGCGCAGAGUGUGAGGUUUCUACAACGAGACAAAUGGCAUUUUCGGACUUUAUUACGGACAUUGCUUGGUUUCUAAAGGAGCCUUCAGCAGAAAAUUCUCAACAAACAAUGACUUCUUUUCAGAUUCAAAGAAUCAAUUCUUUGUUGAAUUUCUUGUUACACCAUGAAUCAAUCAUCAUUUUGGUUAAAAUUUUAAAAAGCCUGAAGAUCAUGAUGAACAAAAUGGAGGUCGAUAUUAAUAAUGGCACUAGUGAUGCUAAUAUGAGGCUAUUGCAGAGUUACAUGGAUUACGCGAGCAAUAUUCUUCAUGAAAAACUUGAGAGAAGUGAAGUUUUGAAGCAUCACUUGGAAUAUUCUGGACAGGAAAACAAUUGCAUUUCAGGAAGCUGCUGUGGAAGUGACAUGUCGUCAGGUGCUCUCUCUAGUGAGAACUUGGGGCAAAGACCAAGUGGUGGGUUGGCAGUAGUGGAAAACUCCAAUUCUAUUGUUAGAAGCGAUGAGUUGCCUCUUUUGAAUAGAGAUGUUGUUAUGACGAUGAACCUUAUCAACGAAAGGCCAAAGAAAUCAUGCGGUUUUGUUUUCUCUAACAAAGUCUUAAAGUAUCGUCCUUCAGUGUUUGUAAUUGCUAUUAUUGCCGUUUGUUUUGGAGUAUGUGCCAUUCUUCUCCACCCUCAUAAGGUUAGCAAACUUGCAGUAUCUAUACGCAGGCUCCUAUUUCUCGGUGCGGCCUUGAUCCCAGAUGGGCAUUCUCAUCAGGAUAGAUUCAUGGCAUUCCCAAGAGUUGGAGUGGAGCAAUGGGUAGACUCUAACAACUUAUCUCUUGUUAGUUUGAAACUAUGGUCGAAGGAUAAAGGUUAUCACAAUGUGAGAGGGUUUUUAUACAAGCUUGGGCAUCGAGUCUUGGAGAAUGGAGUUAGGGUUAUGAAAGAUGAGAACCACUUGAUGGAAAUUAAAACCUACAUUGAGAAAUUUAGGAAUGAUAUUUUAGAUAUUUAUGUUGACCAUAAUAUAAAUACACAUGUUAUUGAUGUUGAUCAUGAAGAACGUAUCGUUAAUAAGGAUUUUGAGUCCGAUAAGAAUCAUGAUACAUUUUGUACAAUUUUUAAUGGUGAAUUUAAAUAUGAAUUUGGUACAACAAAAUAUGAAUUUGGUGUAGUUGAUGAUAAUGAGGAGCAUUUUAGUGAUUUUGAGGAUAGUGAGGAUGAUAAGGAUGAAAAUGAAGAUAUCUUUGAGAAUUUAUAUGAGAGAGGGCAGCCACAAUAUGGUAAUAUAGAUGAAACAAGUGAGAGAAUGGUAUAG
Messenger RNA from Dovyalis caffra, 3090 nucleotides. The record is from the annotation of a GenBank genome assembly. NCBI's taxonomy places the organism in Eukaryota, Viridiplantae, Streptophyta, Magnoliopsida, Malpighiales, Salicaceae.